Messenger RNA from Phytophthora sojae, 372 nucleotides. RefSeq lists its product as hypothetical. Lineage: Eukaryota; Oomycota; Peronosporomycetes; Peronosporales; Peronosporaceae. The transcript has a single exon. The record is from RefSeq and is a predicted model, not a curated record. The annotation marks the transcript as partial.
UUUUCGGUUGUCGCGGUCUAUGAGGACAGCGCGUGUUCAGGUACUCCCUUUCAGAUCACGUUUGAGCCCAUCGUUUGGUGUGACCCGCUUAAAGCUGCGAAUGGACAGUGUCAAUCGAUCCGCGGUUCACUUUUCUCGGUAUCGAGCUGCACACAAGACUACACUACUUUCGCUACAACGGCGUUUGAAGGCAAGCUGUUCGUGAUCGAGCAAGCGUUUUCUCGGGAUUAUUGUGAUAAAGUCGACUUCGUGACAGCGUAUGCAGCUGAUGGUAAUUGCCACACAGAUCUGGAUGGAUCUACAAGUUUCCAAGCGGUGCUCGAUACGGACACCACGCUCGUAUUCAGAACAUUUUCCGAUUCGGCUUGCAAU